GAACAUGGUUUAUGAUAAUGUUUUCAUAUCCUUUAUCACAAAGAUGGGAAAUUCAAACUCAUCAAAUAAUCACACAACCUCACAUCCACCGCAACCUCUUCACUCAUCAUCUUGUAAACAUAUUCAACGAUAUCUGAGUAUCGAUGGAUGGUGUAAAAAAUGUACGAUGAAAAGUGUGAAUUCGGGUCAUCGAGGUCUCGAUAAAUUAAUCCUCCGUCCGAUUACGGUCACGUUAAAAUGCAUCAAAAAUUCUCAAGAGAUGUCUGAUGAAUAUUUAAAACGGUUAAAGUCGUAUUACAAAACUAGUCUGGUUCAAUCACGAAAACGAAUGCAACAACAACUCAAAUUCUACGGGAUAUCGCAAGAUCCAACCACCGGAGAGUACGUGAUCAUAACGCAAUACAGCGAACACGGAUCUUUACGUACGCUAUUGCAUAGUCACUUUUCUUCAUUUCGAUGGACCGAUAAAUCAUGGUGGCUUUGUGAUAUUGCGUCAAAUCUACUCACAUUACAUAAGGAGGGUAUCGUGCAUGGAAACAUCCAUUCCGGAAACAUUCUACAAAUUGGUGAAUUGACGAGGGAGACUACAUCAGCUUUAGCCGAUACCGGAUUAAAUUUCCCUGCAAGUGAUUUAAAUUAUAACUUUGAGAGGGAUGUGUAUGGAGUCUUACCUUACUUGGCUCCAGAAGUCAUCUUGGGAAACGCACCAUCGAAGGAAUCAGAUGUUUAUAGCAUUGGAAUAUUAAUGAUUGAAAUGUCCACGGGAAUUCCACCUUUCUCACAUCUUCCACAUGAUGAACAAUUGGCUUUAGAAGUUUGUCAGGGAUUACGUCCCGAAUUGGCCCAAGGAACUCCCAAGGUUUAUGCGGAUCUAGCAAGGAAAUGUUGUAGUACGGACCCUUUUUUACGCCCUAAAAUCAAAGAUUUAUUAUAUAUCUUUAACUCUUGGUGGUCUGUUAUGAACACAGAUGAUCCCAAGAACGUACAUAUUCGAAAUUCGUUCUUAAAAGCUGACUCACUUAUCCCUGAUAUAAUGGAAAAGAGGAGUUCGACCGCUAAGAACGAACAAGCUAUUUUCAAAAGUAAAUUAAUACAAUUUCAAAAUGUAUUGGGUAGAAGAAAAACGAAUUAUUCACUGCAUCGAGAACACACAAAUAGCAUGCAUUUUCCACUAUUGGAUUUAAAAUUACCCGAUAUCACUAUCGGUUUCGAUUAA
Funneliformis caledonium is the source of this 1216-nucleotide messenger RNA. The record is from the annotation of a GenBank genome assembly. NCBI's taxonomy places the organism in Eukaryota, Fungi, Glomeromycota, Glomeromycetes, Glomerales, Glomeraceae.